Molecule: messenger RNA, 3000 nt
Organism: Siniperca chuatsi (mandarin fish)
Lineage: Eukaryota; Metazoa; Chordata; Actinopteri; Centrarchiformes; Sinipercidae
Gene: bag3
Product: BCL2 associated athanogene 3
Exons: 4
Coding region: 53-1765 (570 amino acids)
Biological process (GO): muscle cell cellular homeostasis; negative regulation of striated muscle cell apoptotic process; protein stabilization
Cellular component (GO): membrane; cytoplasm; nucleus
Molecular function (GO): adenyl-nucleotide exchange factor activity; protein-folding chaperone binding
Source: RefSeq, a predicted model, not a curated record
ACUUUUCCACGUCACUUGAAGGAAUCUUUAAAGCGUCCGUCGCCUGUAUAAAAUGUUUCAGUACUCGACAACCAGCAACAUGAACGGCAUGAAGACACAGUCACCGAUAAUGACAAUGGCCAACAAUGACAACGACCCUCUCCCCCUCGGAUGGGAAGUAAAAAUUGACCCUCAGACUGGAUGGCCCUUCUUUGUGGAUCACAAUAACCGCACGACAACCUGGAAUGACCCGAGACACGACACGAAAAAGGUCAGAGAAGUGUCAGCAAAUGGACCCAACAUACCACCAGAACCAAGCCCUCAGGAGACGCAGAAGACCUUUGUGAGGGAAAUGAAGCACCCCAUUCUUCGCCCAGGUUAUGUUCCUAUCCCAGUCUUCCAUGAGGGCGCAGAACUGAGGCAGCAACAGCAUCCAUGUUAUUCCUACAUCCAGCCAACCACUGCACAGAAUAUCCGGACAGACGGGCGGACACCUUCCCCGACACCAGGGCUCCACUGCAGGCCUAGAUCACCUUUACAUGGACCUUCAGACAGCUGCUCCACUGAGCCUGGAAAGACCAGCUCGCCUGUUUCACAAACAGCAGAGGUUUACACUGCCCCGCAUCACCAACCCCCACGGCCCAGCAGCACUGGUCUUCAAGCAGGUUACAUCCCCAUCCCGGUGAUCCAUGAGGGUGCAGGAGGCCAAACACAAACACAGGCUCAGUUAAAUCCCUCGGCCUACUCUCAGCGCGUCCCCUACUCAGAGCACCAGCAGCCCUUCCAUCGCCUUCAGACAGACGAAUGGCCUGGCUACUCUGCAGCAAUGCAGCCUCCCCGGGAAAGGGCUUCUCCAACACUGUUUCCCCAGCAUCGCGAUUCUAUUCACCUCCCACCUCAUAUUAGAAGCCAGUCACCUAUUAUAACGCAGGUGCUGGGAGAAAGACCACAGGUUCAGCAGCAUGUCCUCACAAGAGACCCGCCCCAGAAAAUUGAGCAGGAACAACAAAGCACUCAGCAGAAACCCGAGAACACGCAGCUCCCCCAACCAUUGCACACAGAAGCUGACGUCCAAAAGCCUCAACAACCUCAACAGUUCCAACAGCCUCCACCAGAGCAACCUCAGCAGUUCCAGCAACCACAUCAGUUCCAGCAACCACAACAGUUCCAGCAACCACAACAGUUUCAGCAACCACAACAGUUUCAGCAGGCACCACCUCAGACAUCGCCACAGCCUCAGCAUCCUGAACAGUUAAUGCAGUCGCAGCAACAGUUCCAGCAGCCCCAGAAACCAGAGCAACCACAACAACAUACUGCAGAUAUCACAGUUCAAAUACCUCCAAAACCAGAGGCCCAGGACAUGACAGCUGUUCCCCCAGAGGCCCCACCUGUAAAGGUAGAGGCCGAACAGGCUGCUCAGUGCCCAGUCCACCCAGGCUUGGCUAAGGUACAGAAGAUAGUCGACCGGGUUGCUAAACUGGAGCAGGAGGUGAAAUGUUUCGAUGGAAAGAAGAACGAUAAGAAAUACUUGUUACUGGAGGAGCUGCUGACCAAAGAGCUCUUAGCACUGGACUCGGUUGACCCAGAGGGUCGUUUAGAUGUAAGGCAGGCGAGACGGGAUGGAGUCCGUCGUGUUCAGACCAUACUGGAAGAACUGGAGCAACUGGAAGAGCAGCCAGCCAGGCCCGCCAGCGAGACCGCGAUGGAGGGAAACAGCCUGACACAGAAGGGAGAGCCCAGCAUGAUCACCAAGGAGAACGUUGAGCUGGCAAAGGAGAUAUCAUAAUGACUGCACACUUCAUAAUCAAGAGGAGAGAAGGAUAACCUGCUGUAUAUUUGAUAGUGAACAAGUCUGCUCUGGCUAACUCUCCUCCUCCUCUAUCUACAGCAUUUGUGGAAGUUGCAUGCAUUGAUUAACAGUGUUGGUAUUUCCUGCCAUUCAGCACAUAGUUGAUGGUAGCUCAGUGCAAUCAUGUUUUUCAAGCCAAUGUUGUUGCCUUCUGUGUUGUGCCAAUGUCUUCAUAAUAAGACAGCUGCCAUGAUCAAGGUGUUGACAACAAUUUCUAGUCAAAUUAAAGUUUGAAUAAGAGGCCUUUAUCAAUAAAUGGAAGAAAAGUAGAAGUAUUUUCUUAAGAAAUGUUAUGUGUAGUUGCCUUUUGUCUUGAUCAAAUAUUGUAUGAAGCUUUUCUUAAUCCAGUCAGCACAUCAGUUGGUACACGAGUGCAAACGUCGGGGCUUUAAAGCAGAACUCACUGCAAAACUCAAGUCAACAGAAAAGCAUUUUCCCCUUUAUAGCCACAUGGCCAUGUUGGAGCUGCUUUGUCACAGAACACAGUGAAUAUGUUUAUUAGAUGCUGCUUUUUGGUGGUGCAUUACUGAUUUUGCCGUCUUUGCACUUUGCCAUCAUUGAAAUGCAUCAUGCUGAAAGAUCAGCAGCACUUCAUUUGAAAUAUAUAAGUUACACACGUUUUGAUUGAUGUGUUUGAGUGUUUGUAUGUGCAUUGGUUUACUUGUUAUUUCAAAACACUAUAUCAGUAUUUAUAUCAUCAUAUAGUAUUUUGGUACAUUUAUGAAUGUGUAAUGACAAAUUGAGGUGAGAUGUGUAUCUUACUUGAGAUGUGAGACAAUCGGCACUUGGUGCUAAUGAGGAAGUUUAAAAUUGUCAGAUUGUUCAUGUAUAACUACCAAAGCCACAAUCUGUAAUAACACUAACACAAAAACGGCCUAAAAGCCUUAAAAAUGCCAACGGUGAGAGAAUGCCCAAUUCAUAAACAGAUCAACUUCAAUUUGUCAUUUAAAAAUGUUUUAAAUUACUUUUAAUAUUACCCUAAUUGUUUGUGUAGUAAUUUGUCACUAUAAUAUGAUCAUAAGCCAUCUGUCAGGUAGGGUCACUGCCUAACACACCUUUACAAUUUAUGGAUUGUGGCUUAGUGUUGAUCACAGUUUAUGAGUAGCACGCUGAUGCAUUGUUGAAAGCAAGUCACGUUGGUAUGGUUGAAAAUAAAAUGUAUUUGACAUGGA